Messenger RNA from Condylura cristata (star-nosed mole), 3122 nucleotides. RefSeq names its product family with sequence similarity 92, member A1 (gene CIBAR1). Lineage: Eukaryota; Metazoa; Chordata; Mammalia; Eulipotyphla; Talpidae. The transcript is spliced from 9 exons. Gene Ontology annotation, cellular component: ciliary transition zone; ciliary basal body. Gene Ontology annotation, biological process: cilium assembly. The record is from RefSeq and is a predicted model, not a curated record. Bases 71 to 865 code for a protein of 264 amino acids.
CGAGCCCCGGCGCCGCGGAGCCCCGGUCGUUGGGCCCCAGCCCCGGAUCUCCCGGCGUCCGCGGGGCAAGAUGCUGAGGCGCAGUUUGGAAAGCCGGGACGCUCAAACCAGACAACUGCAAGAUGCUGUCACCAAUGUGGAGAAGCACUUCGGAGAGCUGUGCCAAAUAUUUGCUGCUUACGUGCGGAAAACUGCCAGACUGCGAGACAAAGCAGACCUCCUGGUGAAUGCAAUCAACAUGUAUGCCUCUACCGAGACCCCUCAUUUGAAGCUGGGUCUGAAAAACUUUGCUGACGAGUUUGCCAAACUUCAGGAUUAUCGCCAGGCAGAGGUCGAAAGACUUGAAGCCAAAGUAGUUGAACCUUUGAAAGCUUAUGGAACCAUUGUAAAAAUGAAACGAGAUGAUCUCAAAGCAACAUUAACAGCAAGGAAUCGAGAAGCUAAACAGUUAACUCAACUAGAAAGAACACGCCAGCGCAACCCAUCUGAUCGACAUGUUAUUUCACAGGCAGAAACUGAAUUACAAAGAGCUACAAUGGAUAAUAUAUUUUCAGAAUUUAUCACCAUCGAAAUGUUAUUUCAUGGCAAAGCUUUGGAGGUCUACACAGCUGCCUUCCAAAAUAUACAAAAGAUUGAUGAAGAAGAAGAUUUAGAGGUAUUCCGAAAUUCUCUGUACCCACCAGAUUAUUCAUCUCGUUUAGAUAUUGUAAGAGCAAAUUCGAAGUCACCUCUUCAGAGAUCACUGUCAGCUAAGUGUCUGUCUGGAACAGGACAGGCAUCCACUUGUCGACUAAGAAAGGAUCAACAAGCAGAAGAUGAAGAAGAGGAUGAAGAUGACUUAGACGUUACAGAAGAAGAAGCCUGAUUUUCUUAACGUAAACUUGAAUUUCCAUUUUCAUCUUGAAUGUUUGGAAUCCAGGAUUACUAAAUUGUUAAAACUUUAUACAGACUUGAUACAUUAAGUUUCUACUGAAAAUGGAAAAUUAAAGGAAAUUCAUGCUGACCAAAAAAUGAAAGUUUAAUUACUCAACAACCAUUCUAGUCAUUCAUUUCAAUAUCCUACCUUGUAGUAUGUUUUUGUACUAUUCCGCCUUUUUAAUUAUGUAUUUCAAAAGUAUUUCAUAAUAAUGUACUAUACCUACUUGAACAGGUGACAAAUAACCGCAAACUCUUAUAAUUCCACUUGCUUCUUUUAAGUUAAAAUACCCUGCUUUUAUCACCAGAAAAGGAUUCUAAAUAGUCCUUUUAAAUAAAUACAAUUUUAAUUCUGUAAAAGCUUUAAGCAAAACAAGUUUUUUUCUUUUAAUUUUCCCACUUUUACAAAAUGCUAACAUUUCACUAUUAGUAUACAUAAAUUUACUUUGCAACAAAAGCAUAAUAAUCAAUCUUUAUGGUAAUGGGAUGCUAGGAUAUCAGUUUCAUAAAUAUACAAAGAAUGUAACUUUUAUCUUCAGAAAGCAAGCCACAUUCUGCCUGAUUAUGGUUUUAAACUGCUAUCAUAGUAAACAUUAUAAAUGGUUCUACAAUUCUUAAAAAGUUGUAAUUUGGUGGAAUAUUAAGAAAACAUGGAAAUGGAAAACCACAAAUCAUUACAAAUUCACUAAAACUUUUAACUGCCAUUCUGUUAAGAGCAUAGUCAUUUUUAUUCCUGAAAAUAUAAAAAAAAAUUCAAUCAUUAUAUCUGAUUUUAUUAUAUCUGAUACUUUUAUUUCUUUGGAUGGGGAAUUAUACUUCUGUUACUUUAUGGGUUCCAGUCAAAUAUAUAAAAAUAAUGAAAUUUAUAAAAAUUUUUGGGAUCACCACAAAAAGCAAUUAUACCAGAAAAAUAAAGACUUUCUAGAAAGUUUUGACUCAUUCAUCAUUCUGUUCAUAAUAAAGCACUCCUUCCUGAGAAAAGACAUGAUAAAAUUAUUUCAGUACUUUUAAUACUCAAAACACUUUUAAAACCCUAAAUAUGGAUACUCUUAAAAAAACUGAUACUGCAUUUUUUUAUCUGUUCAAUAUUUAAAUUUGAUGUUAUUGUUGUUAGGCAGGAAAAAUGUUACAGUAUUUUUCUUGCUACUUAUAGCAAUUCACUCCUUUUAAGCACCAAUUGCCUUAUCUUAUAAAGUUAAAACAGUGCCUGAGGUGUAAAGCAAACAGCAAAUAAUUCUGACACAAAAUGUGUGCUCUGCCAACCUCAGAAAUAUUCUAAAGUCAAAAAAAUUACUAACCAUAAUACUUAUAACAAUGUAAACUUAAGUUUCUUCAUAGAUCAGAUGUAGGCUGGCAAACUUUUCUGAAAAAGCUAGAUGACUAUUUUUUCACGGUAUGAGUCAAGAGGAAAAAAAUAUCAAGGCUAAUACAUUGGUACUUACAUAAUCAUUUAAGAUGUAAACACAUUUUAAAAUGUGAAAACGUCCAGCUUCCUUGUAAAAAGAAAAAGCAAACAACCUGACCAGUUAUUAACAUAUUGGUCUCCAUUUCUAAUCUCUAAAAUAUUCAGGGUUAUUGAGAAAAAAAUUAGUCAAUUCAUAUAUUAAUACAGACCACAAAUAUAUACUAUCUAAUGCAGCUCAGUGAUUGCUUACAUUUAAUACAAAGAUGGUUGACUAUAGGCAUAGAUGGAAAAGACAGUUUUAAAUACCUUCUCAGUGAUAGAAGAGCAUUCCUAAUACAAUCAUUCUCCCUUGGUUAUAGAUUUUUUUAAGCUUGAUCUAUGCUUUUCAGGUACCUUCCAGAUAAAAAUUUGUCUCUACCAUAAUUAAAAUACCAUGAGUAUUAAACUAGAUACCCAAUUAUACCCAUGGUAUACCUGAUAGGCAAACAAACUGGAUAUGAAAUGAUAAUUACUAACCUGGGUGUGUAAGCAUCUAAUACAAUGUUCUCUUAUGUUAUUUGAAAUUGACAGUGUACUGGCAAACUGGUUUUCUAGGGUGGAAAAUGCCCUCAAUAAACUGAGCUGCAAAUUUACAUGGUGUAAAUACUCCUACUGUGGCCACUUUUAGUGAUCAAUAUUAUACUGAAGGCAUAGUUGGAAGAUGUGAAAAAAAGUCUCCCAAUCAACAGAACCCUGUAAGAAGCUAGUUUACAAGUUUGAAAGGAUCAAGCCAUUAAUUUUAUAGCCAAAAUAAAAAGUGAGU